ACUACAAAACAAAGAAGAUUUCGAUCAUCUUAGGAAUUGCUUUUGUAGUUUGGUCUUCACUCGAUAAGCUUCAAACUCCUCGAUCUCUUCAUUCACAAACACUCAUUGUUUGUUGUAUUAAUGCAACGAGGAUCUUCCUUGGCUUCUUCAAUCGAUUGCUCCAACUUACCAACCACGCUCUUUUAGGAUUAAUGCCGUGAAUGAGUUAUUGUUGGCAUUCUUCUUGGAUUACUACCCAGAAGACAGCUUCAAACUUGAAGACUCUUAAUUCUGUUGUAGCGAAAAAUUGUCAGAAGUCUUGGUCUUGUAUAUAGGACUUAGUUCACACCAUCCCUGGAUUAGGAUUCUUCUGUUUUUUCGCCCCAAACUCAUUGUGUUUACACUUUUUCAAGCAUCUUUACAUCCUAUAAUUUUGGCUAUAAUGAUUGGUGAUGCUUCUAAUAUGUCGUAUCGAACGGUGUAAGGAGGGGAAAUGAACGAUAACCCAAUGAAAUUCUCAGAAACCGGUUAUUCAUGUAGUUGCUUGUGUUAGCAUCUUGGUGGCGAGGGCUACUUUUCUUCCAGGGUCUAUUUUAAAGAUCCUAAGGUUAAAUAAUUCUAUAAUUUUAAACUCUUGUUGUCUUUUAGAAUUGGUCUUGCGGUGGGCAAAGCCUUGCCCGGGAUUAGCAAAAUAUGGAGGAAGAUAAGAAAAGGCAAAAGCUUUGUAGCUUUUUGUUGGUGUAACGGUAAUGAUUAUUUCAGGUUUAGCUUAACUUAGCAUUUCAUGUCCUUGUAUGGUUUUAUAGUUUUAUAAUCCUAUCUUUUUCUUUGUAAUUGUCUCUCAUUUAUUUUAAACUUUGACAAUAUUUCAAGGUCAAGUUAUCUAUCUUUCUUGACCUCCUGAUACUGGUUAGGAAUUAGGAUAGUGUUUGUUUAAAGGGACCUUGUGAAAAGUGACUAAUGCCGUGUAGUGCAACUUUGUUGAAUAGCCUAGAUUGUCGACUUUAUCAAAAGAGUGCAAUCAAGUUAUAAGUUGAGACUCCUUGAUUGAUGUCUAACACUAGACAAUAUUAGUAGCUGGAAAAUACAUCAGUUUUGGAGAAUUGUCUGUUCUCACGGUCAACAAUUUCAUUACUUGUAUGAUACAGAGCUGUAGGAAAUUUUAACUUUCUUCUCGUUUGUAUGGUUUGAUUGGUCGAUUGAUUUCAGGAUCCAUAGUUAAACAAUGUCUUCAUCGGAAAUUUACGAGGAAUCAUAUCUAGAAUGUUACUGUGGAGCGGCGGCAAAACUAAGAAUGUCUCAUACAGAAAAAAAUCCAUUCAGGUUAUUCUACAACUGUCCAAAGGAGUUAUCUCAACAAUGUGGUUUCUUUCAUUGGGCUGAUGAACCUGAACCAUCCGAUGAUAGACAUGCCAAUGAACUAGACUUGAUCAGAAAUGUGUGUAUUCGUCUAACAGAAAGGUUGGAUGAAAUCAUAGAGGAACAUGAGGAUGAGAAAGAAGAGUGGGAAAGGGAAAAGGCUGAGCUAACAUUGAAACUGUCAACUCUGCAAACUCAGCUUGAUGAUAUAAAUAAUAGAAUAAGGAUUACGAAUGAAUCGUUUUCAAUGCCCCCUUUUGAGUCACUUUCCAUUAGGGACGACGACGACAAUAACGACACAUUAGUUGUAUAUGCUUUGUAAAUAGUUCAUCGUAGAUUAUAUGAAGUGAAGCAUGAGAUCAUGUAAAAGACUUAGCUAUCUAUUUUUGGUACUUGUUGGAGUUUGACUUUUUUGUUUUUUUGGAUGACCCCUCAAAAUGUUGUUGUUUGAAAGGUAGGAGUUUUCGACAACAAGAGAGGAUAGGGUAUCUAUAGUCUCGACUCUUGGUUGAGUAUUAAGACUUUGUUUAAUAACUAUGUUGUAAAUUUUGUUCUAUUUUCUAAGAACCAAAUAUCUUUUUU
Molecule: messenger RNA, 1920 nt
Organism: Cucumis melo (muskmelon)
Lineage: Eukaryota; Viridiplantae; Streptophyta; Magnoliopsida; Cucurbitales; Cucurbitaceae
Exons: 3
Coding region: 1205-1660 (151 amino acids)
Molecular function (GO): zinc ion binding
Source: RefSeq, a predicted model, not a curated record